Rosa chinensis is the source of this 1919-nucleotide messenger RNA. RefSeq names its product inorganic phosphate transporter 2-1, chloroplastic. Gene Ontology annotation, cellular component: membrane. The record is from RefSeq and is a predicted model, not a curated record. Gene Ontology annotation, biological process: phosphate ion transmembrane transport. The transcript has 3 exons. Gene Ontology annotation, molecular function: phosphate transmembrane transporter activity. The coding region runs from base 120 to 1838 and encodes 572 amino acids. Lineage: Eukaryota; Viridiplantae; Streptophyta; Magnoliopsida; Rosales; Rosaceae.
UCCUCUCUCCUUCCAUUCUUUUCGAUAUUCCAUGGCCAAGAAUCCACCUGAAUAAUUCCCUUGUGAUUCUGCUUCACUCUCUAGGUUCUGUUCCGCAAGCUCACUUUGUUCACCAAAGCAUGACUCCCUCUUAUUGCUUAUCUUCAAGAAACGAAGCAUUUCUUCUCCAUAGCUCUCAUCUCUACCUCCCAAAACAGAGACCUAGUGAAUCCCAGUACUUCCCAAAAAAGGAAACAAACUUUCUCAAACCCAAGUCUUCUUUCUUCCCCAUCUUGAGGCUAAACAACUCCAAACUCGCACACCCUUUUGCCUUAUCUUCAUUCGCAGAAGCCGGAGGCGAAGAACACGAACAACAAGAUGUUCAACUGAAUCAACAAACCUCAAAAACGGAUGACCAGGCCGAGGAGCGUGGAAUGGCUGAGGCCUUCCACAUAUCUUCUAGAACUGCUGCGGCCAUUUCCAUAUGCAUAGCAUUCGCUGCCCUUACUCUUCCCUACUUCAUGAAGUCUUUAGGACAAGGUCUGGCCUUGAAGACCAAGCUGUUGUCGUACGUAACCCUCCUGUUUGGGUUCUACAUGGCUUGGAAUAUCGGGGCCAAUGACGUGGCAAAUGCCAUGGGGACUUCGGUGGGCUCAGGAGCGUUGACUCUCCGGCAGGCCGUGGUGACUGCCGCGGUGUUGGAAUUCUCGGGGGCGCUUCUGAUGGGGACUCAUGUUACGAGUACAAUGCAGAAGGGGAUUCUGGUGGCGAAUGGGUUUCAGGGGAAAGAUACUCUGCUUUUUGCUGGCUUGCUUUCUUCUCUUGCUGCUGCUGGUACUUGGUUGCAGGUUGCAUCAUAUUAUGGCUGGCCUGUGUCAACAACGCACUGUAUAGUAGGAUCCAUGGUUGGAUUUGGACUAGUCUAUGGCGGAGCAGGUGCCGUCUUUUGGAGUUCACUGGCAAGAGUCAUUUCUUCAUGGAUUAUCUCACCAUUCGUGGGAGCACUGGUCUCCUUUCUCGUAUACAAAUGCAUCCGUAGGUUUGUGUAUAGUGCUCCAAAUCCUGGACAAGCUGCGGCUGCGGCAGCACCAAUUGCUGUGCUUGUGGGUGUAAGUGCAAUCUCAUUUGCAGUGCUUCCCCUUGGAUCAAGCUUGCCUUUGGCUGUGGCCAAGGCUCUAGGCUGUGGAGCUGCCGGUGCGCUCCUUGUGUCCAGAAUUAUCCAAGGGCAGCUUGGUGAUCUCCUUCUCAAGUCGAAAUCAUCAUCGCAAACUGAACCUACAGAUGUCCAGAAAGAUAUCGGGUUUCUCUCUGAUAUUGCAGGUCCAACUGGUACCCAACUGAAAAUAGUAUACGGGGUGUUUGGAUACAUGCAAGUACUCUCCGCCUGCUUCAUGUCAUUUGCUCAUGGUGGGAAUGACGUCUCCAAUGCAAUAGGUCCUUUGGCUGGUGCAUUAUCUAUUCUUCAAGGCGGUGCUGCUGGAGGUGACAUUGUUAUUCCAACCGAUGUUCUUGCGUGGGGAGGAUUUGGAAUCGUAGCUGGUCUUACAAUCUGGGGAUAUAGGGUUAUAGCGACAAUUGGGAAGAAGAUCACAGAACUGACACCAACUAGAGGAUUUGCAGCUGAAUUUGCUGCAGCCUCUGUGGUUCUGUUUGCGUCGAAGCUGGGACUACCCAUCUCUGCAACUCAUACUCUAGUGGGUGCAGUAAUGGGGGUGGGAUUUGCAAGGGGGCUUAACAGCGUUAGAGCAGAAACUGUGAGGGAAAUCGUGCUUUCUUGGGCAGUGACAAUCCCAGCUGGUGCUUUCUUUUCUGUUUUCUACACAUGGAUCUUGACCAAGCUGUUAUCAUAUGUUUUGUGAGUGUUGCACAUUUGAUGAUAGAAGUGAUAAACAGCUCAUGUACGUCUUUUAUUAAAAAACAUACACCCACUUCUUUCGAAA